AGGAGGAAGGCUGCUGUUAUCAGUUGGUGCAUGUUGGUCUGAGAGAGCACUCAGGCUGGAGGGCACAUGAUCGGCCGGAGCGCACACUCCGCAUCUCUAACUCUUGCUUCUUUUGUCACCCUAUCUCUCUUUCCUCCCUCUAUUUGUUUUUGUCCUGCACUCUGACCAGCCCCAAGUCGGUCUUUACAGCAGAAUUCAGAAUUGUACUAAAAUGUCUGCGGUGGCUUCUCUGCAGUAAGCACACAAAGGUUAUGCUGCCAAAAAGCUGCCUGAGUCCCAGUGAGAAAGAGAAGGGCUAAAGUCGAACUGAUCCAAACCAGCUUUCCAGUUCCUCUCCAGCAGCAACACCACUGCGGAGCCAUGAGCAACCCCAAUGCUCCCAACCAGAUUACAGAUGCCAUGGCAGCAGUUAUUCACAGUCCAGAGGCCCUUGCUGCCUCAUCACUACAUGGGACUCCACAGUCAGAGGAAGAGGAUGAUGGGGACCUGAACAAAGCUUUGGGUGUCCAGCGCUUCCAGCAGAUCCUCAGCCCUGCUGCUGUCGUACCUGAUGAGCAGCACCACAACUACCAUGAAGAAGACAUUGAAUACCACCGUCACUCCUCUCACCACAUCCACAGACCUCUGUCCAAACUGCCCUCAGAGGGACGCAAGAAGAAGUGCAGCAAGAAAAGGAAGAAGGACAAAGAUCACAAAAGCAGCCACGUUCCCAGUAGUGGGCCCAUUGAGGAAGGAGAGGAUGAAGAGGAAGAGGAGGAGGAGGGGAUGGGGGCAACUUCUGCUCCAUCUGACUCAGAGAGAGUCAGAGAUGUGGAGUUCUUUGUUUCGGAUGAAGACCAUGUGGCCAAAUGUGGCAAAGAGAGCCCUCACUCAGCCCGAGAGCUUGAUAUUGUCCCACAGUCAGGGGUAGGAGCAGAUGCUGACGAUGUAACUUCCACAGAUAAGCUGGACAUAUCUGUCACUUCCAGCCCCUCUCCUCAGCCAGUGCCACCCGAACACAUACCACUGACCCGGGUGUCGUCCGCCAGUCGCAGCUACGAUCUGCAAGAACGCCGGCGUACGGGCAAUAUGACGGGUGCUGAGCAGGCCAAGUACCAGCGUAUCCCUACUGAUGAGAGUGAGGCUCAAACACUGGCCUCUGCUGAUCUGGACGGCAUCAAGAGCCAUCGUUUUGAAGAUGUGCCCGGCAUGCGCAGGCACCUGGUCAGAAAGAGCACCAAGGGGCAAGUGGUACACAUUGGUAAAGACCACAAAGAGCCGACCACUCGCAGCCGCAAACAGGACCGAACCCCACAUGAGGUGUUUGUGGAGCUGAACGAACUAACAAUGGACAAGAACCAGGAGAUGCAGUGGAAGGAAACGGCUCGUUGGAUCAAGUUUGAGGAAGAUGUGGAGGAGGAGACGGACCGCUGGGGGAAACCUCAUGUGGCCUCUCUGUCUUUCCGCAGUUUACUGGAGCUAAGAAAGACCAUCUCACAUGGGGCAGUGCUGCUGGACCUGGACCAAAAGACCCUGCCUGGCAUCGCACACCAGGUGGUGGAACAGAUGAUCAUCUCGGAUCAGAUCAAAGCUGAAGACCGAGCAAAUGUCCUGAGGGCCCUGCUGCUUAAACACAGUCACCCAAGCGAUGAGAAAGAGCACACUACCCCUUUCCCCAGGAACAUCUCUGCAGCCAGCCUUGGCAGUUUGAUAACACACCAUCACAGUGCCAACCACAGCCAUCAGCCAGAGCCGUCGGUCACCGACCCGCUCAUGAGCACCGUCCACACUGCAGGGGACACAGACACACGCAUUGACAUGGAGAAGAAUGAGGCACAAGCAAGUCUAGUGCUCAAGUGUUAUACAAAAAUCUUAAUUACAGGUAUUUUUCCUUAUGAUUUCACUUCCUGUGUUACUUGCUUUCAGCAAAAGGAGCCAACCUUGGUGCCCAAUAUGCAUCGGUCCAAGUCAAAACAUGAGCUGAAGCUGCUGGAGAAAAUUCCUGAAAAUGCAGAGGCCACAGUUGUCCUUGUGGGAAGUGUGGACUUCCUUGAGCAGCCCACCAUGGCAUUUGUGCGGCUGCAAGAGGCAGUUGAGCUUGAAUCCGUCCUAGAGGUCCCUGUGCCUGUCAGGUUCCUCUUUGUUCUGCUGGGACCCUCCACCACUAGCAUGGACUACCACCAGAUUGGACGCUCCAUCUCCACGCUAAUGUCUGACAAGCAAUUCCACGAGGCAGCCUAUCUGGCAGACGAUAGGCAGGACCUGCUGAAUGCCAUCAACAGCUUCCUAGAUUGCAGCAUUGUGUUGCCACCAUCAGAGAUGGGAGGCGAUGAGCUGCUACGCUCUGUUGCACGCUUCCAGCGGGAGAUGCUGCGCAAGAGGGAGGAGCAGGGAGUCAAACUGUUAGCCAAAGAGCCUAAAAGCCUUGAAGAAAAGGAGGCCCUCCUCACACCUUUGAAAAAGACAGACGACCCUUUAGAGCGCACAGGAAGGCCGUUUGGUGGAAUGAUACGUGAUGUGCGCCGACGUUACCCAAAGUAUGUCAGCGACUUUAAGGAUGCCCUCAACAGUCAGUGCAUGGCUGCUGUGAUCUUUAUCUACUUUGCUGCCCUCUCUCCAGCCAUAACAUUCGGAGGCCUGCUGGGUGAGAAGACGGAUGGUUUGAUUGGUGUAUCUGAGCUGAUCGUGUCAACAGCUGUGCAGGGUGUGAUCUUCUGCUUGCUUGGAGCUCAGCCACUGCUGGUUGUGGGCUUCUCCGGACCCCUGCUAGUUUUUGAGGAAGCCUUUUACAGUUUCUGCAAAGCGAAUGAGAUAGAGUACCUAACUGGUCGUGUCUGGAUCGGGUUUUGGCUCAUCAUCAUCGUGAUUGUGACAGUGGCAUUCGAAGGCAGUUUUCUGGUCCGCUUCAUCUCCCGGUUUACCCAAGAGAUCUUCUCCUUCCUCAUCUCCCUCAUCUUCAUCUGCGAGACCUUCAUAAAGCUCGGCAGGAUUUUCAAGGAGCACCCACUCAAACGCUGCUCCCUUGACAACAGCACAGAAGCUGGCAACUCAACAGAAAAUAUCACCCUCAACAGCACCCUGCCUGUGACAGUGAAGGUCCUAGGCGAGCCCAACACUGCACUGCUCUCUCUGGUCCUCAUGGCUGGGACAUUUUUCAUUGCUUUCUACCUGCGCAAGUUCAAGAACAGUGCAUUCUUCCCUGGAAGGUUACGCAGGAUUAUUGGAGAUUUUGGGGUGCCAAUCGCCAUCCUCAUCAUGGUCCUGAUAGAUUACUGCAUAGAUGACACGUACACACAAAAACUGAGUGUUCCCAGAGGUUUCUCUGUGACGAGUCCCGACAAACGUGACUGGAUCAUCAAACCUCUGGGUACAGAUGGGAAAUUCCCCAUCUGGAUGAUGUUUGCAUGCUGUUUGCCCGCUCUGCUGGUUUUCAUCCUCAUCUUCAUGGAGACACAGAUCACCACCCUGAUAGUGAGUAAGAAAGAUCGGAUGCUGGUGAAGGGCUCUGGGUUCCAUCUGGACCUGCUGCUGAUCGUGGUGCUUGGCGGAAGCUCGGCUCUGUUUGGCCUGCCAUGGAUGGCCGCUGCCACCGUCCGCUCAGUGACCCACGUCAACGCCCUCACUGUUAUGAGCAAGGCCGUUGCCCCCGGAGACAAGCCUCGCAUCCAGGAGGUGAAGGAGCAGAGGGUCACUGGGUUCCUGGUGGCCAUCAUGGUUGGCUUAUCCAUUGUAAUAGGUGACCUGUUGCGUCAGAUCCCCCUGGCUGUGCUGUUUGGUAUCUUCCUCUACAUGGGUGUGAUGUCUCUCAAUGGCAUCCAGUUAACAGAGCGAAUGAUGCUGCUACUUAUGCCACCAAAGUACCACCCUGACCACACCUACGUACGGAAGGUCCGUACACUGCGCAUGCAUCUGUUCACCUGCAUCCAGAUGGUGUGUUUGGCGGUUCUAUGGGCUGUUAUGUCGACACAAGCGUCUUUAGCUUUCCCCUUCGUCCUCAUACUCACCGUUCCAGUCAAGAUGUUUGUACUGCGCCGCAUCUUCACUGUCAGAGAGAUGGCAUGUUUGGAUGCAGAUGACGCAGAGCCAAAGUUUGAUGAGCGUGAGUGUCACGAUGAGUACUCUGAGAUGCACAUGCCUGUGUAACCCUACAAGCAAGCUGCAAGCCUGCAUAUAACCAUUUAACUCCUUUUAGUUAACACCCAAAUUUGUCAAUCACAACCACUGACAUCUAGGAUGCAGCAAUGGAGUGCCUCCAACUUGAAACCCUCACAGAGAAACUCUUUACCAUCAAGACAUCAACACACAGUAUGUCAGUACAUCAGAGGUGUGUUUGGUUGUUACUUGGCUCAAACUUGUCACUAUUGACGUAGUUUUUAUCAGAUUGUGAGAGGCUUUUUUUGAUGAUUAACAGCACAUUCAUUGGUGUGUUCACUCAUGAUGUACUUUUUCAAACAUGUAUUUCGUGGGGGGGGGGAUCCAAAUCAAACGAUCUGAUCUGAAUCUUAUAAUUGAAUGUGAUAACAGUAUAGUUUUGCAAUUUUUAGCCCUGAAAGGUUGCUCUCAUUCACAUUGAAUAUGAGGAGGAUAUGUGGUAUACAUUCCUUUAUAUUGUCAUGCUAUAGUUUUUGCUUAUCUAGUUUAUUGCUUUUUUGUGUUUUAGACUCACCAAGCGCCUUAUGAAGGAACUAAACAGUAUACUGAGAGGAGUUUUUUUUUCCUCAUUUUGUCUUACUGUUGACAGCUGAUCACUUUACCCGUAUCCUGAACCCUCGUAGCACUUUUUUAAGACACCAAAGUAUCUGAAAAAUGACUUUAUUUUAUGUUAACAUUUUAUUUCCUUAAAUUCAUUCAUUAGUAUCAGUGUUGCUUGUUUGCUUCUUAAAUAACUAUCUUUCAUUGAUUAUAAGCCUGUCCUUCUUAAACAUUUGUCUGCACUCAAAUGCAGCAGUUUAGUUGGGCUUUAAAGUAAAUUUCUGUACCUGUAGUGAAUUAGGGAGAUCUUGCAUGACUGUGAUGAUGAUAUACCAAAAAUAUCAAAAGUAUAUGAAAAAGCAAUUUCUCAUUACACUAAUGCCAUGACAUCAUUCUCAUCAUAACAUAUUUUUGUAAUAGAAAGAAAAUACAGUGGCAUAACAAUAUUUUUCUCUAAAUUUCUCCACGCACAUGUUUAGGCCUCUAAUGUUCUGAUGUAGAGUUUGUUUUGAGGUCUCACUUGGUUUUGUAAGUUUAUGAGAAUCACUGUAAUUAUUGGUUUAUUCGUCAAAUGUCAGAAGUGCCAAAUUGUGGCUUGUGUAAAUAGUUUUGUGAUCAGAACAAUAAGCUGCAGUUCAGUCAUCUCAAAUCUUCUAACUGUAUUGUUGUUGUUGUUUAUCAUGUUUUGUCUAAUUAACACCUUUUUCAUAGUAUGACAUUCCUUAUUUUAUAAUUUUUUUCUUAUUUUUUGAAAUGGAGGAGUGUGGCAUUGGCUAAUGGUUUAAACAAUUUUAUUCAUUCAUGAACUUUGUCGACCAAAUUUCCAUGCAAGCUGUGUAGACAAUCUAAAUCUUCAUGCAUUUACAAGAAAGAGGGCUUUUUGAAGAAAAAAAAGGAUAUAUACUAUAUAUGUAAUUAUUUCUCAAGAUUUAUAAGUGUGACAUGGAAUGGUUAUGGUUAAAUUGUUCAAUCAUCUGUUACUCUCAAAAGUGUAUUUGAAACACUACUUUUCCUGCAGAACUGUCUAAUCUCAGCCUGACUGUCACUGUGAUCUUGUGCCUGUUUGGUGUCACAAAGUUAGACAAAAUCUCAAGUGCCUGUGGGACCAUGAAGGGAUCAGCUACAAGUGUCUGUUGCGUUUGUAAGGGCGACACACGUUACAAUAGUUUGCACUUUUGAGACGCGGAUAAAUCAAACAUCUCUCCAUAUUUAUCUGUUGCAUAAUGAGGCAUUAUUGCUAUUUAAAAAAAAGAUUUAUCUGGAGUCUGUCACAAAACCUUUUUUAGCUGCAUCAUGACCAUGCCAUUGAAUAUUUAUGAGGAAAAGGUAGUGGAGUACAUUGUCAGUUUUAUGUCUGCUCAUUUUUCUUGUGGAUGGAGCGAAGGUAGUCUUUGUACGUCAAGGUGUUUGUCAAAGUAGUGAAAUGUGAUGUUGAUCCAUUUCAGAAGCAAUACAAAGUCUGAGAUAAUAUUGCUGAUGCUCCCUUGUACAUUAAUGGUUCAAAUAUUGAUGACAAAUAAAAGUUGUUUUCUAUUUA
This is a messenger RNA of Scophthalmus maximus (turbot), 6208 nucleotides long. It is a transcript of the gene slc4a2b, whose product is annotated as solute carrier family 4 member 2b. Gene Ontology annotation, cellular component: basolateral plasma membrane; apical plasma membrane; plasma membrane. The record is from RefSeq and is a predicted model, not a curated record. Gene Ontology annotation, biological process: bicarbonate transport; monoatomic anion transport; transmembrane transport. The transcript is spliced from 22 exons. Gene Ontology annotation, molecular function: solute:inorganic anion antiporter activity; monoatomic anion transmembrane transporter activity. Bases 361 to 4122 code for a protein of 1253 amino acids. NCBI's taxonomy places the organism in Eukaryota, Metazoa, Chordata, Actinopteri, Pleuronectiformes, Scophthalmidae.